AUGGAUCCGAAAUAUGAUAAUAUCAAGCAGUUGAUUGAUGCAUUAGUAAUACAGAUAACUGAAAGCUUAGUAACAGAUCCAAUUAUUACUCAAGAAGAAGAAAGUUUCGUUGCAAAUUUUGUAGUCACCAACCAAAAUUUAGUUAAUUUAUAUCCACUCAUAAACGGUAAAGAACAAUUCCAUUCAAUAUCUACGAUUUUACUUGAAAAAAUAAGUUCAAUCAUUGAUUCAACGGCAACUGUGACGCUAAACAACAGUCGCUUUGCUACAGUUUAUUUACAAGCUUUAGUUAAGUGCAUAGAAAAGGUAUCCCAAAACGAACAUGGCGAUUUUUUCAAAAUUGAAUUUUUAGAAAAAGUUAUUUCGUUAGUAGAGAAGGUAAUGAAUCAUGACAAUCCAGAUUUACUACGAUCUAGCUAUACGAAGUUUACUCAAACCAUCGGAUCUAUCAGUACUCAAGUAUUUACGAUUUUUGAAGCCAAAAUUAAAGAUUUACUUUCUAAAUUACCGAAAAUGAAAGAUCUACGCUUCCAACUACUUCCAUUUACUCGCUUUAUUGCAAGCUAUCAUGCAUUAAAAUACGGAUUACGAAUUUUACUCGAAGUUUAUCAAGAUUUCAAGCUGUAUCUUAACGAAUACUGCAACACCAUUUCCACGAUUAUCAUGACAUCAUUCAGAAACAAUCCAUCUGAGUUCAUGAACAGAAUAAUAAACAAUAACGACGCAUUACAGAUCUUCGAGCUUCUCAAAAAGGACAAAAGUAUCUCAGAUUCAUCCAAAUACGAAGCUCUGAUCUCCCUUUCGUUCCUUCUUCACGCGCAAAUCAACAACGGAUCUCUCGAGUCAAUUACAUCGAAAAUUUCGAACGAGCUCUCGAAGAAAGUGUCUGGAUUCGACCAAUCCCACUACAGCGCGCUCCAAGCCGCCCUUUACUCCGCUCUUGCCGUUGCAGAAACAAACGGAUUUCAGUCAUACAUUGGAAUCUUCAAAAUUUUUGCUCCAUCUCUGGUAGAAAAGCUCCAUUCGCAGCAGCAAGUCCUCUUUGAGUACUACUACCACCUCAGGUACUUCAUCUGCGUCGAUUUGCCUGUCGCAUUGUACUUCACUAGCUACGGCUACUUCGUCGACGUGAUGAAGUACUUCGUGAACGAAAACACGCUCAUGCCGAGGCAGCUGACGUGCAGAACGAUCGACAAGUGCAUGUCUGUGAAGAUGAAUUCCGAACAGAAAAAUCUGCUACAGUCUGCGCUCAUCAAUAUGUUGGAGUCUCUGUCAUCUGGAAAUGACGUACUUGUAGCUUUUCCCCUCCUUUUCCACGCUUUUGAGGUAAAUCCGGAUAUUUUGGACGAGAUAUUGAAGAUAAACCACGGUUUGACGAUGUUUUUGUGGAGGCCAUGCCCAACUAAUGGCAUCCGAUCACUCUGUAACGCGUUUAUUUCGGCAUUUAAAAAGGAUGAGUACAAAUUGAACGAUUGGAUAGUAAUUGACUGCACAAUUUCUUCAAUACUGAACAAUUUGGACUUUUUCAUGGCUCUGAAGCCAGAAAUUAUCUCAGAUUUGGGAAGAAUCUUUUUAUUUAUUUUAGAUUUAGUCAAAUAUUUCUUAGAAAAGGAAGAGUGCCGUAAAUUCGUACAGAUUCCUCAAAUGAUGGUCACUGUAAUGCAAAUGGAAGUCGUUUCUCUCGUUUUCUUACCAACUCCGAUUUCUUCGAUUUGUCUGACCAUUUUGCAGGAAGUAAUAAAUAUCGACUUAAAGUAUGAAUUGGAUACACAAUUACAGCUGCCGAUUAAUAUCUACCAAGAAUUCAUUGAUAUUUGCAAAUCGAAAGGAAAAUUCGAUGUUGAUGACAACGCAACAUUCGCACCACUCUUAAAACUAAAGAAGGAAAACAAAUCAAUCACUUACGCCUAUAUUAAACACUUAGGAAAUUUGGCUUACGCAUUAGACCCAACAGUUGUCGAUGAAUCGCUGAAAAAGACACCAAACGCAAUGUCUCCAUCAACAUUAAGGGACGAAUUUACCAAGACAGCUCUGUUAUUAGAAACAAUGCUGAUUAAGACGUCACCAAACAACUAUCUGACAGUAAUUAACGAGUGCAUGAAGUCACCUAGCUACAUUGGUAAUGAUGGAAGUGUAAUUUUUGCAAGAAUUGUUAGACCUCAAAUUAUUACUCCAAUUUUGCAAAGUGUACUGAUCAAAAUGCAGGAAAUUGGAUAUGAGUUCACCGAUGUUCACACACAGUACACUGCAAACAGCAUGAAAAUGGUCCAAAACUUGAUUCAGAAAUAUGAGUGGGAAGUUGGAACAGUUGAGAGCUUCCUGAUCGAGCACAUAUCCAUGGUAUUUGUUUCCUACAUGAACCUCCUUGUUUCUGCGCAGAGAUUGUACCAGUGCAGCCAGUUUCUGAUCACAGCCCUGACGAAAUCGAGAAACUCCAUUUCAAAAGCGAACAAAAUGGAGUUAUCCGUAAUUCUCGCGUCAUGGCUGGCUAGGAUUGACUGCGGACCAUCGACAGAAAAGGCCGGACAAACAAUUUGCAACGCACUAGCAAAAGUUGUCGAAGAUUUGUCAUUUUCUCUGGACAACUAUGAUGACUUAGUGUUUCUCACAACAAAUCUCAACACAAGGCUCCUCAAGCAGCAGUCUUUGGUCAAAAGUAUCUCCAACGCGAUUGCCUGCCUCUUCAAAUCCAACUUUUGGCUGUUUUCCAGGUCAGAACUCGCGAAGACACUCAUUGGAACUGACUUGAGCAGGGCCGGAUAUGUCAAUGCCGCCCACGAAGCUCUUGUCAACAGUCGAAUUCUUCCUCCGAAGAAGGAGGACAACCUUAUUGACUAUUUGUUCAUCGACAACUUCAGACUUCUGAAGGAAAUCGUUAGUUUUGUUCCAGUGAAGCAGUCAGAGCAGUUUUCCAUUUACCUCGUGAAAGCAGCAGUUUCCAGACACGUCGAGUUCGAUUUCAUCAACUUCAUGACUGACUUGGAACUGGAGAAGACGUCGGAGGUCAACAAGAACACGAUACUGAGAGGAAAUGCAGUUCCAUCCCGUUCGAUCAUCUCAUUCUCCAAAAUAUUCGGAAGGGAGUGGCUGAAAACAAUUUACAGUCCAAUGUCAAAUUUGGCGAAAGAAAUUGUCAAAUCAGGAAAGAGCAUAAACAUAAAGACAAAGUACGUGCCGAGUAAUGAGAACAUAGAGGAGAACAGGAAGACAUUCAGACAAUUGUUCAUCAAAUCAAUAGACAUAAUAACAAACUCAAUUCCUCGUCUGCCAACUCAAAUUAUAAGAAUGGUUCAAAUUGUUUACAAAAAAGUGGCAGAAAAAUUCCAAGACAAUCAUGGUAUUAUGAUUGUUAACGGCAUUAUCUUCCUGAGAUUGAUAAUUCCCAACCUCACAGCCCCUCCUAAUGAAGAGGAAGAGGACAAAUUCGAUAUUUCCGAGGAAGAAAGGCAAGUUUUAGUUUCUGUCUGUAUAGCGCUGAUGGCGGCAAGUUUGAGAGGAGAUCUGACGGACAAAGGCGAGGACUACCUCUACUUCAACGACGUCGCGAGCCUGGCCUUGGACAGGUUCACUGCGACAGUUGACGACAUCAUCAAGACUGACAUCAAAGGCGCCGCGUUCAAGUACCUGGAGACAGACGAAAACAUAGUCUGCCAGAACUUGUCAGAGACACUUUGCUCUCUGCGGAAGGACUUGGAUCUGUUCUACACGAGCAGGAAGAACGACAAAGAGGCAGAGAAGCUGUACAACUUCGUUUUGAAGUACGACAAAAUCAAAACGAGGAAUUUCAUUUCCUGCAAGAAACAGAGUGAUUUCGACCAGCUCCCGAGAGAGAUGAAGGAGUUCAUGAUGAUAAAGCCAACAGACGAAGAACUGUACCAGUUGGAACAGUUCAUUUUCAUAGACACUCCUUUCAAUUCUGAUUUCGAAGUUGUUUACUAUGUGAGUAGUUUACAAAACUCUUCAAUUUCAGAGAAAACAAUUAUGAGUUAUUUAUUCAAUCUUUUGUUGUCGAUCAACAACGACAUUAUAUUUGUUUUGGACAUGAGCCACGUUGAUGUUGAGAAACUUCCAAAAGGACAAGUCCAAAUCAAGAAAUUCAUGCCUGUUUUCGACAUGUGUUUCAAGUCAAUCAAACAUUUCAUUGUCCUGAGGAGCAGCUACGAGUUCGGAGAGUAUUUCGUGCAGAACAGACAGUUCACACAUUACUCCGACACCUUCGUUUUCGCCACAUCCGAAAAGGACAUCUAUCCACUGAACAGUCUAUCAGACAAAAUUCCGAUGGAGUGCAAAGAAGCGCUGAAUAACGAAGGAUUCCCUCAGACAACUAUCAUAAACAAGAGGGAGACAACAAUCAGAGUUUCGAGGUUCUCCCUCCACACUCUGAUCAAAAUUGGCGCGAUCUCUGUCAACAACUGCUACAUGCUGAACCACAUCCACUCCAUUUCGGACAUCACAGCUCCAGACGAGAAUUUGGAGUUCACAGUCUACGUGAACAACGAAAUUCUCGUCUUCACGACAUUCCCUGCCAGCGGACUGUAUUAUUUGAUCAAAUCUGCCUUCGCGAGAGCAAACUCCAAAUCUCUCAAGUACCCGCAAAUUUGCACUGAUUCGAAUGAUAAAUCAUCAACGUGCUGGCUUCUUCUUCUGAUCAGUUUGACUGGACUGAUGGAAGCCGACUGCCACUUCCUGUGGGAGAACUCCUUCAACCUCCUGAAGUCAGUAAACAACGAGUACCAGCUGUCAAUCGAUAUACCAGAAACAGUCGAAGAGUGCAGGCAGAAGGCAACAGACAUACUCAGAAUUGCCUGCAACAAAAGACCAGAAGAUGUCGGUCAUGUUAUUAUUGAGUUCGAAAAAAUCUUUUCCGUACUCAAGAAUCCACUUCCUGUCGUGAAAUUACUGCCAGGAAUCACCGAAUUCUUACUUUCCUCACAGUGCGGAUAUCUCGGAAGAAGAUUUUUGAUUGAGCUCCACUGCGAAGACGAGGAAUCGAUGCUCUUCAUAAAGAACAAAGUCUGGAAGGAGAUCAUGUCAAAGCAGGAAUAUGGACCGGCUGUUUUCGAAGUUCUCCUGCCGAUGUUUGACGAAAACAACAAAGAGCUUUUGUAUCUAAUCGCGAUGGAAAACAAAAGCUUUGUUUCCUCCCACAUCGUGAAGCGAUUGAUGGACAGAUUGCAGUCGGCGCCGUCAGCAGCACUUCUUCUCUUGGAGGGAAAUCUCUUCGACAUAAAGAACCACGGUGCUGAUCUACUUCACGCCUGCUUGAUUGCUCUCGGAAGAACUGCGCAGGAUGACGUGAUUGUUCAGGUCAUAAACAGGCUGCUGAAGGACAUAUCGAAGAGAGUCGAGAACGCAGGAAUGAGCGGAGUUAUUUCUGUCGAUGUAAAUAACAGAAGAAAGAACACAACAGAAGUCAUUAAAGUACUGAAGCAGACAUCAUUUUUCGGGAAAAUUGUGGAAUCUUUUGAAAGAUUUGCAGAUGAAAAUGAUAUUUCUAAGGAAUAUCUCUCAUACUUCAAGGAAUAA
Messenger RNA from Trichomonas vaginalis G3, 5526 nucleotides. Its product is annotated as negative regulation of centriole-centriole cohesion. Gene Ontology annotation, biological process: regulation of GTPase activity. The record is from RefSeq and is a predicted model, not a curated record. The coding region runs from base 1 to 5526 and encodes 1841 amino acids. The transcript has a single exon. Lineage: Eukaryota; Parabasalia; Trichomonadida; Trichomonadidae.